AUGGCUAAAAGCUUAUUUUUCACUCUCAUUCUUCUUUUCAUGUCCAUCAUGAGACCAACACACUCUUGUUUCUGGAGAAGCAAUAACUACACCAUCUCCAUAUUCGACAGCAUUCUCGACAAAUCGGAUAAUAUAUGGUUCCAUUGCGCGUCAAAGGACAACGAUUUAGGGAAUCACACGCUUAAUCGGGGGUUUUUCUACUAUUGGUCGUUUUGCACAAACUUUCAAAAGACAACCAUGUUUUUUUGUCGUUUUCAUUGGGGUCCCAAACAGAGGGCCUUUGAGGUUUUUAACUAUAAGUUGGGGAAGAGAAUGUGUAAGAGUGGAACUUGCCUUUGGUCUGUAGCUGAUAAUGACGAGUACACCAUCUCCAUAAACAACAACAUUGCCGACAACAAAUCGGAUAAGAUAUCGUUUCAUUGCGCGUCAAAAGACAAUGAUUUAGGUAAUCACACACUUAACGGGGGAUCUUCCUACAAAUGGUCAUUUUGCAAUAACAUUCUGAAGAGAACCAUGUUUUUUUGUCGUUUUCAUUGGGGUCCCAAACAGAGGGCGUUUGAGGUUUUUAACUAUAAGUUGGGGGUGAGGAUGUGUAAGGAUGAAUUUUGCAAUUGGUAUGUACAGAAUGAUGGUUUCUAUUUGAGCGGCCUUAACACAACAAUGGCUAAAAACUUGUUUUUCACUCUCAUUCUUAUUUUCAUGUCCAUCAUGAGACCAACACAGUCUUGUUUCUGGACAAAAGGCUACACCAUCUCCAUAUACGACGGCAUUCUUGACAAGUCGGACAAGAUAUCGCUCCAUUGCGCGUCAAAGGACGACGAUUUAGGUAAUCACACGCUUAAAGGGGGCUUUAACUACGACUGGUCGUUUUGCGAUAGCUAUUGGAAGACGACCAUGUUUUUUUGUCAUUUUUAUUGGGGUCACAAGGAGAGGGCCUUUGAGGUUUUUAACUAUAAUUUGGGGAAGCAUAUGUGUAAGAGUGGGACUUGUACUUGGUCUGUAGCUAAUGAUGGUUUCUAUUUGAGGGAUGGUAGGUUUGGGACGCCCUUCAAACAAUAUGAUUGGCAAAAUAACACAGCAAUGGCAAAAAACUUCUUUUUCACUGUUAUUCUUCUUUUCAUGUCCAUCAUGAGACCAACACACUCUUGUUUCUGGACAAAAGGCUACACCAUCUCCAUAUACAACAACAUUCUCGACAAACCGGACAAGAUAUCGUUCCAUUGCGCAUCAAAGGACGACGAUUUAGGAAAUCACACUCUUAUAUGGGGCUUUAGCUACGACUGGUCGUUUUGCGAUAACUAUUGGAAGACGACGAUGUUUUUUUGUCAUUUUUAUUGGGGUUCCAAGGAGAGGGCCUUUGAGGUUUAUAACUAUAAUUUGGGGAAGCAUAUGUGUAAGAGUGGGACUUGUAUUUGGACUGUAGCUAACGAUGGUUUCUAUUUGAGGGAUGACAGGGUUGGGAAGCCCUUCAAACAAUAUGAUUGGCAAAAGUUUGGGAUGCCCUUCAAACAAAACCAUUCGAGGAAUGGCAGCUUCGAGCCUCCUCUCCAACCUCCUGUGAAGCUUAUUCUUGAUCCUCCUCUGAAGCCUGUGAUGAACUAA
This is a messenger RNA of Striga asiatica, 1602 nucleotides long. The record is from the annotation of a GenBank genome assembly. NCBI's taxonomy places the organism in Eukaryota, Viridiplantae, Streptophyta, Magnoliopsida, Lamiales, Orobanchaceae.